AUGGCCGACCACGCAUCCCUCGAAAUGUCCGCGGCGUACGACUUCCUGCUGAAAUUCAUCAUCAUCGGCGAAGCAGGCACGGGCAAAUCGUGCCUCCUCCACCACUUCAUCCACAACCAGUUCAAGGAGCAAUCAGCGCACACGAUCGGGGUCGAGUUCUCCAGUCGCCUCGUCAAGAUCGGCAACAAGUCUGUCAAGCUUCAACUCUGGGACACGGCGGGGCAGGAGCGGUUCCGUUCCGUCACACGGUCCUACUACCGCGGGGCAGCGGGGGCACUGUUGGUAUACGACAUCACAAAGCGAUCCACCUUCGAACCGCUUUCCCGCUGGCUGACGGAUGCGAGGGCGCUAGCCAGCCCCGAUCUGGUCGUCGUGCUCGUCGGCAACAAGACGGACAGAGGCGAGGACGAAAGGGAAGUGGGCUAUCUAGAGGCGAGCAAGUGGGCCAAUGAGAAUGGCGUGCUGUUCUUGGAAACCAGCUCGAUGACGGGCGAGAAUGUCGAAGCACCAUUCGCGCUCGCGGCGAGAAGCAUCCUGUUGGCCAUCGAGUCGGGCAAGUUGGACCCCGAGAAGGCCGGCUCGGGCGUGUCGUACGGCGAUAGGGCGUUGAGAAGGGUCGGCAGCGGAAGCAGGUUUAGCUUUGCAGAUAUGGACCCGAGACCGCAGAGGAGGGCUGGGGCGGCGAUCAAGAUCAAGGAGGUCUUCGAGGGCAAGAUGAACGGAUGCUGUUAG
Molecule: messenger RNA, 732 nt
Organism: Kalmanozyma brasiliensis GHG001
Lineage: Eukaryota; Fungi; Basidiomycota; Ustilaginomycetes; Ustilaginales
Product: Small GTPase superfamily
Exons: 1
Coding region: 1-732 (243 amino acids)
Biological process (GO): regulation of endocytosis; Rab protein signal transduction
Cellular component (GO): endosome
Molecular function (GO): GTPase activity; GTP binding
Source: RefSeq, a predicted model, not a curated record